This is a messenger RNA of Callithrix jacchus (white-tufted-ear marmoset), 859 nucleotides long. Its product is annotated as large ribosomal subunit protein bL27m. Lineage: Eukaryota; Metazoa; Chordata; Mammalia; Primates; Cebidae. Gene Ontology annotation, cellular component: mitochondrial large ribosomal subunit; ribosome. The record is from RefSeq and is a predicted model, not a curated record. Gene Ontology annotation, biological process: translation. Gene Ontology annotation, molecular function: structural constituent of ribosome.
AUGGACUGGCAGAAACCAGUCAACCAGCAGUUGGUGGAGAUGGCUCUCAGGAGAGCAUCAGCAACAGGUCUCCAAAGAAUCUCAAGACUCGGUUUAAAGAAAAACUGUUGGGCGGCGGUGGCGCUAAGGAUCCGGACAGCCGUUACAUCCUUGCUGAGCCCCUCUCCAGCUACAGCUCUUGCUGUCAGGUAUGCUUCCAAGAAGACGGGUGGUAGCUCCAAAAACCUCGGUGGAAAGUCAUCAGGCAGACGCCUAGGCAUUAAGAAAAUGGAAGGACACUAUGUUCAUGCUGGGAACAUCCUUGGAACACAGCGCCAUUUCCGCCGGCACCCAGGUGCCCAUGUGGGUCUUGGGAAGAAUAAAUGUCUAUAUGCCCUGGAAGAGGGGAUAGUCCACUACACUAAGGAUGUCUACGUGCCUCAUCCCAGAAAUAUGGAGGCUGUGGAUCUCAUCACCAGGCUGCCCAAGGGUGCUGUGCUCUACAAGACUUUUGUCCACGUGGUUCCUACCAAACCCGAGGGCGCCUUCAAACUGGUAGCUAUGCUCUGAAGUCCUGUGAGGUCAUUGGACAGAGACUGGAACCCAGGUGACAGGAGAUGGUGAUACCAGAAGUCAAAGAUUGGGGCAAUGACACAGCCUCCUGAGGAAGGUGUCUGCUUGAUGGUGACUCUGCGGGAGACUCUGAAGUGACGCUGGGAAACCCUUUGGGAGACUUGACUGGGGGCCAAAAAUAAAGUGAACCAGAGUCAAAAAAAAAAAAAAAGAAGAAAAACUGUUGGGUUGGAGAGUGAAUCUGACUUGAGUAACUUGCUUCUAAGACCUUAUUUCCAAAAUAAAGUUUGUUUUGUUUUGUAUUUAA